UCAAAAGUUUCUGCCUAAGGAUUUCCUUCCGUUGAUUUGCUUGCGUGGUCGGCUUCGUACGCUUGUUGCCUAUGCUUCGGAAACUAUAAAUACUCACCAAACCCCAUCAACAACGCUUCGCUUUCGUCGGAUCCGCCGACGUUCCAUCAGAUUCCAUCAUGUUCUCAUCAAACCGAUCGAGAUACCAGGAGGGGAGCUUCUCAAAACACCGAGCGAGCAAGUCGAAAUCGCACAAGAAGAAUCCUUCGUUCAGGGACUCUCCACGGAAGGUCGAGAAACUUGCGCAGCAGGCUCAAGCAUCAUCGCCACAGUCAAAUCAGACAUCACCAACGAUGGGAAGUGCAAUUAUCACGCUUUCUGUCGGGCGCGAGCAGCGUCUCUUUGCAGCUCACGAGGACGUUUUGUGCCACUCUCCCUUCUUCCAGUCCGCAUGCCGCGAUCAGUUCUUCCAAACAACCAACAAACGCAUCGACCUUCCCGACGAAGAGCCUGAAGUCUUCUCGUCUGUCCUUGAGUAUCUCUACAAAGGCGACUACUACCCUCGCCUUGAGUACGACACGAAAAGAAAGAGCUGGAAUCUCGAAGAUGGCGGGAACGGCAACGGCACCAGCGAAGCCGUAGUCUACACUGCCGCUGGCCCAGUCCUGAAGGACACUGUCAUCUACUGCCAGGCUGACAAGUACGGACUCCAGGAGCUGAAGAAGCUUGCUUUGCGGAAGCAAGGUCUCCAGUCUGGCAUCCAGUGCUCGACCAUCCUGACGUCUGCUCGCUUCGCAUAUGCGAAUACCUCCGACAACGACUCGAAGCUUCGAGCGCACUAUCUCGCUCUCAUUAUCCGAGCAAGACACACUUUCAAGCGCAGCGGCACGAUGCAGAAUGAGAUGGAGAAUGGUGGUAAGCUAUUCUUCGACCUCUUCGUCGCGAUGGUCAAUCACAUGGAUGACUUGGCUUCGAAGACGCCUCGCUAGGUGGUUCAACAUCGCCACUCAUCCACAUUGCACCACAACGAUUCCAUCUCAUCUCCGACUGCCUCAUUCUAACUCUGCUCUCUAUUCGACACAUCGCCGUUAGCACAGCCUCGCGUCGUGCCCUCGUGCGCAUCUCUUCUCUUCAAGCCAUCGCUCUGACUCACACUUCCGCCCCCUCCGAUUCAUCCCGACACCGACUCCGACGCCGCCGACCAUCUACCCCUUAUUAUCCUAGUCACCAAAAUCAUCCCGCAUCGUAUACCCACGUCGGACUCACCGUCCGCCGUUGCUGUUCUCUUGUAUCAUACACUUGCCUCGAUCAGCCACGCGGCCACGAC
Trematosphaeria pertusa is the source of this 1306-nucleotide messenger RNA. RefSeq lists its product as uncharacterized. Gene Ontology annotation, molecular function: protein binding. NCBI's taxonomy places the organism in Eukaryota, Fungi, Ascomycota, Dothideomycetes, Pleosporales, Trematosphaeriaceae. The coding region runs from base 159 to 968 and encodes 269 amino acids. The record is from RefSeq and is a predicted model, not a curated record. The transcript has 2 exons.